This is a messenger RNA of Salvia splendens (bonfire salvia), 1557 nucleotides long. RefSeq lists its product as uncharacterized. Lineage: Eukaryota; Viridiplantae; Streptophyta; Magnoliopsida; Lamiales; Lamiaceae. The record is from RefSeq and is a predicted model, not a curated record. Bases 473 to 1402 code for a protein of 309 amino acids. The transcript has a single exon.
ACACUCAACAUCCAUCAAAUUGGGCAAUUGGCCAACCAUUUUCUCUCACUUUCACUGUGUGUAUAUGUGUGUCUUUGAAUUUAACUCUUCCUUCCUCCGCUCCAGUGGCGGACCCACCAUCCCCACACUCUCUUCAUUUUAUGGCGUAAACAUUUUAUAUCUUCUCCUAUUUUUUCACCCGUUUUUCCAGAUCCAAAAAACUAAGCCUCUGUCUCUGAACCAAAUCAUCAGAGAGAGACGAAGAAGAACUCAUCGAUAGAUAGACACAUAUAUGUGUGUGUGAAUGUGAUAUUAUUAGUUUUGAAGUGAUUUGAAGGAGAUGGAAUGAUCAUACCUUUUACACGCAGUUCUUCAGAUUCUCUCUCCUUUUCCCCUUUUCCAACUUUUGGAGCCAUCACUUUCUGCUAGUUUACCAACUCCAUCAAUAAAAACACUUUCAAUCACCUCUCUCUCUCUAGAAAUUGAUUCAGCCAUGGAUUCCGGCAAUAGCGGGAGUAUGCAAUCCUCCAGCGGCGGCGACGAUCAGGAAUUCGAUUCCACCUCCUCUUUUCCUCACAAUUUCGCCUCAAUCUCGGCGCCGCAGUUUCUCUCUCACCAAACCCCCAAUUUCUUCGACAGUAAUCUUCUGACGCAGAGUCUCGAUCACGCCAGCGACGGCGAUCUGAUUUGGUCGAGGGGGGUGAGAUCCGAUAAUCAAGCCUUCUCCGGUCUCGGGAGCUCGCCGCCGCCUAAUCCGACUCCGGCGACGCCGCAGCAGCAGCAGAGGAACCCUAAGAAGCGGACGCGAGCGUCGCGGCGGGCGCCGACCACCGUGCUCACCACUGACACCAACAACUUCAGGCAAAUGGUGCAGGAGUUCACCGGCGUCCCUGCCGCUCCGUUCUCCGGCGGCUCCCCGUACUCGCGGCGGAUGGGUAUGUUCUCCGCCGCGAAUCUGGACGGCAUCGGCCCGAUCUACCCCCUCCGCCUCGCUGCGAAUAAGAUCCUCUCCCCUUUCUCCUCCUCCAUCUCCGCCGCGCCGCCGUCGCAACUCCUCAAUUCCACCAUGAUUGCCUCCAUAGCUCCGACGACGACGAUCGCCAACGCCAGCAGGGCGUCAAAAUCGAGCAUCAAUCCGAACGAUUUUGAUCUCUACCAACAGAAUCCGCAGAUGAAUUUCUCGAAUCUGAGCGGCUUCAGCGCCUCCGCGGCGGCGGCGCAACACGGCGAUCUGAGCAGGUGGAAAAGAGGGGAAACGGUGAGGAACAACGAUUCGAUUCACGAAUUUGACGGAAACAGCCACAAUAUCAACAGGGGUGAAUCGCUGAAUUACAAUUUGAAUGGUGCGGAAAAAGGAAUGGAAAAUGCUGCUUCUUCCAUAGCUGAAGGUACAGUGGCUUCAUGGAUAUGUUCUUCCGAAUAAUUAAUUCAUUUAUCUUUUUCUUUUUUCCUAUAUUAAGUUAAAGAACUAUGGAUUAGUGGUUAAUUAAUAUACUUAAUUAUACUAUGAUAUUUGUAUAUAUGAAUAUUUUGGGGUUUUAGAUUAAUUAUCACUCAUUUGAAGGAUUAUCAUCGUCA